GAAAGACUAAUGGCGUUUUCGAUUUACUACUCGACCCGACUCGGGUCGCAUCAAUGGACGUGGAAUACAUACAUAGAUAUGUAUGUAUUCCACGUCAAUGAUGCUAGAGUCCUGUAUACAUGAUGCGACCCGAGUCGGUUUGAGUCGCAAAUCGAAAACGCUAUAAAAGAAACUAAAAGAAACUACGGAAGGGCGAAAAUCUCAAGUUUCGUCACUGCACACGUACUGAGUAUAUAUAUUUUAAAGAACGCAACUGGUGAGAUUCUUUGUAGUUUUAUAUUAUCUCGUAUACUAGGCGCAUAUUGUGUCUUCGUGGAAUAUAUACGUGGGCUGCGAUAAGCAUGCAAAUCGCUGUCGUAAUACUUAAGGAUUCUUUUGUCAUACACGACAAAAGACGUUUCCUUUUAUAAUCUUCUUCAAUUUUCUUAACAAUUGAUAUGAUGACAUCAGGUAUGAAAUCCAUGUUGCUUGCAUUUUUAAUUAUUACGACGUUCUCAGAAGAAAGAUCGCAGGGCAUACCAUUGUUUCUUCAAAACGAAUUUCUAAAUUUUCUCUUCCCUAAGGACCCUGGUUUAGUGAGAGUAAGAAAAAUAGAUCAAGCCGAAAGAAUGGACAGUGGAAAAGUAUUGGAUUUUAUUGGCCUGGUAGAACAAUAUGAUUAUCCCGCUGAGGAGCAUAACGUGACAACGGAGGAUGGUUACAAUUUGAAAAUACACAGGAUACCUGGUAGUCCAUUGUUGGAUAACAAGAAAAAGAAGGAAAUUGUAUUCAUACAACAUGGCAUUUUGGCUUCAUCUGAUAGUUGGGUACUGUACGGUCCUGGUAAAGACCUUGCAUUUUUACUGGCAGAUCAAGGAUAUGAUGUAUGGAUUGGAAAUGUGAGAGGAAAUAGUUACUGCAGAUCACACGUAAAUAUGACGACAUACGAUCCCAAAUUCUGGCAGUAUAGCUUUCACGAGAUUGGAACAAAAGAUCUGCCGGCCAUGUUCGAUUACAUUUUCAAUUAUACAAAGCAAAAAGAUUUAUACUAUAUCGGUCAUUCAAUGGGGGGUACUGCGCUAUUCACUUUUCUGUCAUCAAGACCGGAAUACAACAUGAAAAUAAAAAUGGCUAUUUGUCUAGCUCCAGCUUCUUUUUGGAUGAAAGUAUCACCCACACUUAAUGAAUUAAUUACCAUACUUCCAACAAUAAAGGAAAUUCUACGAGAGCGUGAAACGUAUGAUGUUUUUCCACAAUCUUUAGCGACUGUUACGGUAGCAAGAACGUUGUGUAAUGACAAUGCGAUGACUCAAAUUAUUUGCGUCACUGUAUUAUUCUUAAUCGCUGGUCCUGAUCCAGCACAACUUAACACCGUAAGUUUCAUCAUACAUAACAUAUAAAAGACACGUAAUACAAUGUUUAUAAUAAAAUUCCGACAUCGUGAUGUUUUAAGUAUU
Molecule: messenger RNA, 1436 nt
Organism: Temnothorax curvispinosus
Lineage: Eukaryota; Metazoa; Arthropoda; Insecta; Hymenoptera; Formicidae
Product: lipase 3-like
Exons: 6
Coding region: 438-1379 (313 amino acids)
Biological process (GO): lipid metabolic process
Source: RefSeq, a predicted model, not a curated record